Messenger RNA from Aureobasidium pullulans EXF-150, 795 nucleotides. RefSeq names its product Sm-like ribonucleo protein. Bases 6 to 362 code for a protein of 118 amino acids. Lineage: Eukaryota; Fungi; Ascomycota; Dothideomycetes; Dothideales; Saccotheciaceae. The transcript is spliced from 4 exons. Gene Ontology annotation, molecular function: RNA binding. The record is from RefSeq and is a predicted model, not a curated record. Gene Ontology annotation, biological process: RNA splicing; spliceosomal snRNP assembly. Gene Ontology annotation, cellular component: U5 snRNP; U4/U6 x U5 tri-snRNP complex; U1 snRNP.
CAACCAUGUCCGAGUCAGCAAAGAUUACCGACCUUCUGCAGAAGCCGCGCAGCGAGCUCACCGAGUACGAGAUUGCUCGCGUCGAAGAGCACGAGUUUACUGCCGGUCCUCUCUCCAUCCUCCAAACCGCUGUCCGCAACCACAACCAGGUCGUCAUCUCGUGUCGCAACAACCGCAAACUCCUCGCCCGCGUAAAAGCAUUCGACAGACAUUGCAACAUGGUCCUUGAGAACGUCAAGGAGAUGUGGACCGAGUUCCCUAGAAACAGCUCAGGAAAGAAGGGAAGAGGUGUCAACAAGGAUCGCUUCAUCAGCAAGAUGUUCCUGAGAGGCGAUUCGGUCAUUAUGGUCAUUCUCACUUGAGCGACUUCUCGAUAACUUCAAGAUGCGACGAUUUUAAAAUGCGACCUCCACCCGGCGCCGUCGAACCUCCCCAAAGAAUGUGCAUCCCCUUACUUGGACACAAAUCGAUAUACCAAAAAGAAGGCCACAAAAGGGAAAUGGCGUUACCACGGCGUGGAUUGGGCUUUUCUGGAGGGAAUGCAACAAACGGUACUGCCACUUUUCAUGAGGCUGUGGAAUUCAAUACUAGACUGUCUGCCUAGUGCAACACGUAAAUGUUCAAAUCCUGCCUUUCCGUACAGGGAAGAGCAUAGCAUGCGACAAAAUCCCAGCUGAUCACAAUGAUACUUGAGAUAUGUUUUAUUCUUGGACGACACGUCUCUUUUGACAUGAGUAAAUUGGGUAUCGAAGGGGUAUGAACAGAGUUGCUAAACAUGACAGGUGAAAACAUGGC